CCAAAUAUGGCACCAGGGUCAUCUAGAGCCAACAUUAGUGUUGGUUCAUUUGAGGCUUUUCUUCAAGGUUGGUUCUUACGUCAAGAACAAUUCUUGAAUGAACUUACCAUAACACAAACCACACUUGAUGAAUCAAUAAUGAGAAACCUUAUUUCGCGUAUUUUAGCUCAUUAUCAAGAAUAUUACGAAGAAAAAUCAAGAAUGUCACAUAUAAAUGUGUUCUACAUGUUUUCACCGUCAUGGUUUACUCCAUUAGAAAAAAGUUUCUUAUGGAUUGCUGGGUUCAAACCAGGAUUAGCUUUUCCCCUUGUUAUGAAUUCCGUUAAUGAUUUGAGUGAAAAUCAAAUCGAAAGGAUUAAUAGGCUUAGAAUCGAAACGAGGAUCGAAGAGAGGAAUCUUAUGGACAAAAUAGCUAAAAUUCAAGAAAGUGUCGCUGCCCCGCCGUUGAUGGGACUCGCACAACAGUACGGAAUGGAAAUGCUUCGAGACGGAGAAAUUACUGAGGUGGAUGAGGAGAUAGAGAUACUAAGAACAGCAGUGGAGAAUGUAGUGACAGAUGCAGAUAGAUUGAGGACAAGAACAGCAGAUAGUGUGGUGGGAAUACUAAAUCCUUUGCAAAGUUUGAAGUUUUUGGCAGCAGCAGCACAACUUCAGCUAAGAAUAAGGAUGGCUGGAAUGCAGAGGGAAGCAGAGAGAAGACACCAAAUGGAUACUUCAAAUGGUUGGUAGAUUUGGUUUUCACUUAAGUUAGAAUGGUAGUUCCCGCCCCUGGGGCGGGAAUCA
Messenger RNA from Solanum stenotomum, 783 nucleotides. Its product is annotated as protein ZW2-like. Gene Ontology annotation, molecular function: sequence-specific DNA binding. The record is from RefSeq and is a predicted model, not a curated record. The coding region runs from base 7 to 729 and encodes 240 amino acids. NCBI's taxonomy places the organism in Eukaryota, Viridiplantae, Streptophyta, Magnoliopsida, Solanales, Solanaceae. The transcript has 2 exons. Gene Ontology annotation, biological process: DNA-templated transcription.